CACUUUCAAGUCCUUCCACACCCAGAGAGCAACUUCUGAAGAACUGCUUGCCAGUACUAUCUCCACCUAAGAGAUUUUUCUAGUAAAAACUUAAAUAAUACUGAAAGCAUUGAAGAAUUAUGAAAAUCACAUUUUUCUUCGCUGCACUGUUCUUUUUGGAUCUCCUCGCUUGCUGUCACGGUUAUCCACAACAUCCCUUGCCUGACAUAGAAGAUGCAAAGUUCAUUGAAGACUGUGUGAGAGCUCACAACAAGUUUCGAUCCAAAGUGAAUCCACCAGCCAGCAAUAUGUUUCACAUGUCCUGGGAUGCUGCUUUAGCUAAGACUGCCAAAGCGUGGGCAAAGAAGUGCAAGUUUAAGCACAAUAUCUACCUUAAAGUGCGGGGCAAGACGCACCCCACUUUUACUCCUGUUGGAGAAAACAUCUGGACCGGCACAGCCACCAUCUUCUCUGUGGGUGAAGCUCUCGAGGACUGGUUUAAUGAAGUCGAAAGCUACAAUUUCAACACCAAUCAGUGUACUGACAUGUGUGGUCACUACACCCAGGUCGUUUGGGCAGAGAGUUACAAAGUUGGCUGCGCAGUUCACUUCUGCAAUACAGUUGAAAAUUUUCCAGGGCUCUUCCGAGCAGCACAUUUUGUUUGCAACUAUGGGCCAGCGGGGAAUUACCCAAGAAAACCAUAUAAAGCAGGACGACCAUGCAGUGGAUGCAGUAAUGAGAAAUGCGUAGACAAGCUCUGUGAAAAUCCAGAACGUGAGAAGCUAAUAAAUUAUGCCUCCUGGUAUCCAGACUGGGACACACAGCCCCAGCCACCACGGCCCCGUCCCCCCAGGCCUCCUGCGCCGCCGUACAUCCCACCUGCUGAGCAGCCACAUCCCUCUUGCGACCAGUACUGUAUUACUGUUUUAAUUUUAAGGCCACUCUUUUUGGUACUGAGUGCUGGUGCUGUUCUUUUAGUACAACAGCGGUUUCCACACACAUUUUUUUAUGAGUAAUGAACAAUUAAGAUACUGAUAGCGAUCGUACUGCUGUAUUACUCUCAGAGAAUUGCACACAUCUGCAAAAACACUCAGUCUUCUCUCCAUUAUCCUUGUGAUGUUUAUCCAGCAUAGAAAAGGCUGCUUCUUCACUCAAGGCAGGAUAAAAGUGGUUGUGCAUGGAGUUAGUGUAAUUUAUUGGCAGUAGCUGCAAUGUGCUUCUAUGUCAGCACAA
This is a messenger RNA of Calidris pugnax (ruff), 1212 nucleotides long. RefSeq names its product glioma pathogenesis-related protein 1-like. Lineage: Eukaryota; Metazoa; Chordata; Aves; Charadriiformes; Scolopacidae. The record is from RefSeq and is a predicted model, not a curated record. The transcript is spliced from 6 exons. Bases 120 to 995 code for a protein of 291 amino acids. Gene Ontology annotation, cellular component: extracellular region.